AUGGCGCAAACAUUCAGCCGCCCUCCCUUCAAGUUCAACGACGCCAACACCGACAUCUUCCUCCGCUCGGCAGACCGCGUCGACUUCGGGCUCUCCAAAGUGCGCCUCGCCAAAAUCUCCACCGUCUUCUGCGACAUGUUCGCCUUCCCCGACGUCAACGCGGACACCGGAGAACCGCAGAUCGUAGAGCUCGCCGAGAACGCCAGCACGCUCGCGAAGCUCCUGCGCCUCUGCUACUACCCGAUCCCCGUCAGACGCACCUGUACACGGCGACCGGUCUUCGAGGCGUUCGACGAGCUGUUUGCGGUCUUGAACGCGGCAGACAAAUACGAUAUCGAGGUCCCAGCGGACGCCACGCGACGCGCACUCCAGGAGCUGGCGGUGAAGGAGGGCCCGGCGCAGGCGUAUGCCGUCGCUUGCACCUACGAGAUACCGAUGCUGGCGAGGAGAGCCGCUAGGCUCCUCCUUAAGGAGCCGUAUUUCACGGCCGAAGACACCGACACCAUGCCCCCCGAGCUUCGUUCCCUUCCGGAGGAGGCGCUCGAUGCGCUUGACUGCUAUCGGGAGCAAUGCGCAGAGCAUAUCGCAGCGAACGUGCUACAUGCAGAAAGAGAGCAGCUUCUGGUCGGGGGCCACGCGUACGACAAGAGCCGUCGAGAAAGAGACGUCACUCACGUCCAAGGUUCCUGGAUUUGGUACCGUUGCAAGGCCGGCAGCCCCCGCACAUCCGUCGACGCGCGAUCGAACGACUCCAGCAACCCCGACCAAUACAUACACCCGUGCGGGUGGUGGCUCCGCUAUAAGUGGGCGGUCUUCGAGGAAUUCAUCAAUGGGGACGGGGGGCUGGAUGGCUGUGUGGCGACUAAAUGGGCGUUGCUACAUCAGUUCAUAUCUGAAGGGGAGAACUGUCGCACUUGCGCGCCCUCCGCACGUACGCACCUCAUGGUGUAUGCUCAAGCGAUGGAGAAGAGAAUUGAGAGAGCUAUCGACGAAGUGAGUCCCCUCGCACUUCCGGGCUAG
This is a messenger RNA of Trametes versicolor FP-101664 SS1, 1020 nucleotides long. RefSeq lists its product as uncharacterized. The transcript has a single exon. The record is from RefSeq and is a predicted model, not a curated record. NCBI's taxonomy places the organism in Eukaryota, Fungi, Basidiomycota, Agaricomycetes, Polyporales, Polyporaceae. Bases 1 to 1020 code for a protein of 339 amino acids.